CGAGCAUCUAAUUAGCCACACUGUACGCCUGCGUAUCCGCGCCGCAGAGACGUUCGCGACGUUUGCAGAGCACAAGCGCAGCGCACUCGCGCAGACACCACGCUCGCACGCAUACACGGACACGGUCGCCGCCACCGCCGCCGUAUACACGCCGCGUAGACGACGCACGAUCACAAGAGAACGCGUUGCAUUAUUUCGCGGACGCGCGCCGCCGCAGACCGUCAAACCCGUCACCGCCGCCCCGCGUACACGACCGCGCGUUCCGUACCCAUUAUUGAUAAUAUUAUUACAUUCGUCGUUGCGCGCUGCUCGAGGAGAUGAACUGCGAGUCCUCCUGACGAGUCCUCCGUCGCCGCACAACAACGCUUGGCGUCGCGCGCAGUAUACGAUCCGCAACAAUAUCGUCGUCGUCUCCGUCUUCGCCGUCGUCUCCAUCGGUGUAAAUCAUACCGACGUUAAUUAAUUGUUGAUAUUACACGCGGGCUCCCGCACCACGCGAUAUAAUAUCCCACACCCGGACCCGCGGUCAACUUGGUCCGCAUCACCGUACGUCCACCAGCAGCCGUUUAUAGAGCUUAUAUACAAAUCGUAUAUAUAAAUAAGUGAGUACCCGUAUGCUUCUUGCAUACGACUUGUAUUUUAUUGUUUUAAGCUUUUUAUUUUUAUUUUUUCUACCCUUGCGACGAUGUGCACGCGCGAUCAUAAUGUAUAAUUUAUUAUUCGUAUUGUUUACUUCCAUAAACAACAAUUUAUUAUGGUAUUGUGACAUCAGAUGCUUUUUUUUUUUUCCUUUUGCCGUGUCAGUUUCGCGGUAAAUACAAUUUAACGCGCAACAAUACGCAUACGUACAUACUCGUAUUAUUAUCGGUAUUAUUGUAUAGUCGCGUGUAACCGUAAUUACGCACAUCUAUUAGUAAUAUUAUUGUUUUUUUAUUUUUUUUUUUUUUUUUUUNAUCGGUAUUAUUGUAUAGUCGCGUGUAACCGUAAUUACGCACAUCUAUUAGUAAUAUUAUUGUUUUUUUUUUUUUUUUUUUUUUUUUUGCGAUUCCGGGGCUAGCACUUGUACAACCGCAACGUUCGCUCACGGGUACGUAUAGUACCGCGGUAUAACGUCUGCAGCGGCCCGGUGAAGGUGUGUGUGAUGUGCGCGUUUUGGCUUUCCCUCUUAUUAUAGAAAGCGGAAGGCGCAAAACUUUUACGUGUCUAUCGCCCGUCGAUCGUACCUAUAUGUAUAUAUAUAUAUAUAUAUAAUUUAAUACAUAAUAAUAUAUAAUAGCACGUGCAUCACGAGAACGAUUUGAGAAAACCGAAAAUUCCGCGGUCCGUCUUACCGAAAUUUUAUUGGCAUAGGUGUAUAGCCGACCCGCAGCAGAGAUAGCCUAUAGGUAUUGCUGCUGGUAGGUGGGUAAAGAAAUAUAAUUUUUUUUCUUUCUUUCUUUCUUUCUUGCGCCCGUCCAACACGACUCUCGCGAUUGGCCGGUUACGUCACGUAUUAAUAUUAAAAUAUCGCCCGGAGACUUGAACGCCGGCCGCCGCCGCCGCCGACGACGAUAUAAUAUAAUAUUACAGGUGCACACGGAUUUUACCCGGGCCGCGCGGUUUCAAUCGAUCGUUUUAAAACGUGGUAAAAUCGCGUUUUUAAAUAUUUUAUUGUGUUCUAUUUUAUGUGUAUAAAUAUAUAUAUAUAUAUACAGUAUGUGUGUAUACUAUACCGUUAUAAUAUUAAUUCGUAAUGCGCGCGCCGCGCGAUUGCGAAGCGUAUAUUACACCUAUUUAGACACAUUGCCGUGGUUUCCGGCCCGAGGAAAUCACUAUAGGUAUAUAUCGGUUCCGUGUACUGCGUGCAUGUGUACGCGCGAACGUUAUAUUCUUGUUACAAUAUAAUAUAUAUAUAUUAUACGCAGGCAUAUAAACAUAACGGGAAAUUUCCCAUACAACAAAAAUAAUGCAUAUUUUUUGAAAUUCGUGAAUUCGGAAUGUCAUUUACGCAGGUAUACCUAUUAUUAUUAUACACACACACACACACACACAUAUUGUAAUGUACGCGUAUAUUGUAUACACGCAGUAUUAUAAUAUGUAUAUUGUACACACACACACACACACACACUACCCGUAUACAUAUUAUUAUAUAUUAUGCCGCAUUGCCGCGUAUACAUUCGGUGACAUAACUAUAUAUAUAUAUACAAUAUUUUUAUAAGUGAUAGACAAUAAUUCCGGUUUUAUAUUCGCUUACAUUUUUUCAUUUUUUUUUUUUUCUUUUUUACUCAACAUAUAACCACCGGUCAAACACGUGGAUUCGUUUUUUCCCCCUAUAAAUUGCGAAACGACCGUGACUGCUGCCGCCGUUUGACCGGUAACCAAAGAAGGUGAUGCGCAACUUAUUAUUCGUCGUCUGACGAUGAAUAUAAGUACUUCGUGCGGCGGGGAAAAAUUUAGUUUGUUUUUUAUUUUAUUUUUUUCUUUCCACUUGUCAUUAAAUAAUAUAAUAUAUUAUUAUGAUCUGUUAAUCUUGUUUUUUUUUUUUUUUCUGCGGAGUCGAACAAAGGACGUAGGUAUACGCGCGAUGUCAAUAAUAAUAAUGACGAUGAUAAUAAUAGUUGUAGGUAUACGAAUAUAGAAAACAACGAACGCGCGUGUUAUCGACGACAUCGAAAGUGUAUACCGCUAUUGCGUCAUCCAUUGAGAUCAUUGAUUUUGUUUUCGACAUCUGCGAGCCGGGGACGGGGACAUACAUAAUAAUAUUUAGUUACAUAUUAUAUAGGCGCGAAUAGUCCGAAUAUUUUUUUCGGGGGGGGGGAGGGCCUUAACAUUGAUAAUGUAUAUAUAUACUUGAUUUGGGUUCAGAUGGGUUUUGGAGAGAUUAAGUGCUCCCUAGCCUCCCUCUUUAUUUGCACAUAUUAAUACAAAGUCGUAUUUGCAGUGUAAUUAUAUUUUACGAAUUAACAAGUAUACGCGUCUUCACUUGACAACUAUACAUUAUUCGUAACUUUUUAUUGUUAAUAUUGAAUUUCGAGUAUAUAAUUGCUGUAGGUCCUGUAUAUAAUACAUACGUUCGCGAUCAGUAAAGUAUAGUUACAUAAUAUUCAAACGAAUGUUUAGGAAAAAAAAAACUGUUUGUAAGCAGCUAUAUAAGUAAUGCCUCUAGAUGACAUAAUAAAUUAUAUUGUUACACUAAAUAUUAUAAUAAGUAUAACAAAAAUCGAUAAGCAUAUUUUAUAACAACCGUAGCCACGGCGUUGCUGAGGCCGGAUUUACAUUAUUGAUUUCUCUAAAAUCUUAAUUAAAAAAAAAAAUAUAUAUAUAUAUAUAUAUAUUACAUAUUUAUGUAUCAAAAUGUAGCUGUCAUUAUUAUUCUAAAUAUUCACUAUGCGCCUAGCUAUUCUUUUUAUACGAAUACAAAUAUACCCGAUUAUUAUUAUGUAAAAAAAAAAAAGUAAUAGUAUUUUUAUUUGUAUAUAUAAUAUAGGUACAAUCCUUAUAGUAUAAUUACUUUCAUUUUUAAUUCACUAUUGCAAUAGUUGUGGUAUUAUAUUUUAUCAAUGGUAAAUCGAUAUCCGUAAAAUAUGUAAAUCGCAUAAAUGUUACACCGCGUAAAUUAUUUAUUCAUAUGACGUGUAAUUUAAAUUCUGCAGUAUUUUACGCGUCAUCAUAUUAUACGUAUUUAUAACAUCAAAACGAUAACGCACAUACAGAAAACAAUUCGAAGGUGGGAUAGGAGAGAGGGGUUAAUCGAAAAUAAAAAAUUAAACAUUUCGAUAUUAAUAAUGCAUUAUAGAAGUAUUGAAUUUUUCAAAUUUCAGUGGGGGAAGUUGUGAAUAAUCCCUUACCUACCCACUAUUGUACGUUUUUGUACUAUUAAAUAUUAUUAUAGUUUAUUUAUAAAUAUAUACUGUACGAUGAGUAUUAUUAUUUAUUACAAUAUACGUGUAUUAUAGAGUAGCCCAAGCGGCUAUUUUUGUGUGCACUACGACACACUUUGUACACUACGAAAUCCUAAAAGUAUACUUAUUACAAGAAAUUAAAAUGUGUUCCUACCACCUUCGUUUUAUUUUUUAGUCGAGUCACAAAGUUUCGCAGAUGUAAGGAAAACAUUAGUGAUAAUGUUUGAAUUUUUAAUUUUAAUUUACUUUUAAAUUCAUACUCAUGUAAAUGUAUGUGUACUACGGAGACUUAAAAAAAAGCCACUGAAAAUGGGUAUGGGGUGUAUUCAAUGUAUUUAUAGUUUCUGUAAAUUAUGGGGUAAUGUUUACUGUAAUUACUGCAUACAAAAAUAUUAAUAUACUAUGGAAUAUUUGGGAAAUAUUAUUGAAAAAAAAAAAUAUCUGUAUUACAAUUUUUAUAAUUUUACUUUCACUUUGUACGUAUAAAGUGAACUCUUACCUAAAUUAUAUUGAAUCAUUAAUGAUUAUAAUAUAAUUUAAUAUUUCGGCUAUGUUUUACGAAUUGCAUUAUCAUAAUAUAUUUUUGGUUCAAGAGAAGAAAGGACAAUUAAAUCAAUUUUAUAUAGUUGUUAAUACAAAAGUUAAUUCGAUUUUAAAACUACGUACAUUUGCAUUAGGGACACACACUAAUUACACUCAUACACUCGAGUAAUUUUGACUAAAACAUAUAAGGAAAAAAAGUUGCUGAAAUUGACUUAAGCCAUUAUUCUCUGGGAUUAAAGAUCUAUUAUAGAGUAAAACUGUCAAAGUAAUUAUUGUUAUAAUUGUCUAUAAAUGUUUAUAUAGGUAUAUCAAUUCGUUAUAUUUAACUAUAGGAUAUUCGGUUUUUGGUUAUUAUUUAGAAACCAUGAUUAUAUAGUAUAUAGUAUUAUAAUAAUCUAUAUUUUCAUUUGAAAUAUUAUUCAUUAUUUAAAAAGUAUGAAGCAGUUGAAUUAGGAACCGUUUUUUUUAUAAAAUUUUCUUUUGGAAGCAUACUCGUAUAUUAUCGUCGCCACCAUGCAAAAAGUGACCAAAUUAUUUAAAUUUGUAAACAUAGAAUUUAGAUUUAAAUUGUAUUCAACUUUGAUUUUAAUCAAGAAUUAUGUGUUAAAUGAUUCCUAAAACCAUCGGCAUUCCCAGUAAUUUUUCUAAAGGAGGGGGAAGGUGUAUCGUGUAAAUACUAAUAAUUUAUUGGCAUGUGAGCACUCAAACUACGAUAAAAUAAAAUAAUCCAGUUAUUAUUAAAGAGAGCUUUAUUAUAUUUAUCAAAACUUAGUAUUCUAAGUAUUCUAUGUCUACUAAAUUGGCGCGUAACAGAUAAUGCUUGGGAAAACAAAUUUAAAGUUUUUGGGAUGAGGGACAAGUGCCCCAUCUCGCCCCCUGGGAAGGCGAAUGCCCUAAACUAUUUAUAAAAUCACUUGGGGUAAUUUGUUCGUACAUUGUACACACACACACACAUAUAUAUAGGGAUGAAAUAAGCCAUUUAAACGAGUUUUUACACUUGGUCACUUAUUGCAUGACACGACGAAAUAUGUUGUUGCCUAUUAGCAUCGUCACCUAUCACCUAUCGCAUCUUGUAAUAAUUGAAGAGUUAUCCAAUACCUAUAAAAUUUUUAAAUGAUAUAACACUGACCAUCUUCAUAUACCUAAUAAUUCACAUAACGACGUCUAGGUAUACAGUCUUGUAGUUAAAGUAUAGGUAGACAUUAAAGUAAAUGUAAAAAAAAAAAAAAAACACUGCUUGCUGAAUCACUGACAUUCGCUGUUAUAAUCGCCGUGUGACGCCAUUAUUAUUAUUAUUAUUGUGAACGAUAUUUCGAGACGAACAUACAAACACACACAUUCAUACUGUUGGUAUGCGAGUUAAUCCCGAAAAUGCACUUUCUAGUCUGAGUUAUUUGCAUUCGACUUGUCGAGCUGCUUUUAAAUUGUCAUUAAUCACGUGGUUAUAGUGUUAUGUUUGUAAGAGCACAAUAAUGUUGUGAGCAAUGUAAUAAUAUUACAUACCGGAUGCAAGGUCCAAAAUCCUGCACCAAUGCGUCUGCCGGACGAUAUGCUCAUAAAGCCCAGCAGCAACUUACCUAUACGUAUAUACAGGAGAGAAAUCCGCAGGGGUCAAAUUGUUAACAUUAUAUAGGUACCUACGUAUAAUACGCGUAUAUGCGCGUAAGUACGAACACAUUUCAUCGUAUAAUAGUGUGUGUGGUGGUGAAGAGAAAAUAAGACUCCCACGGAUUGAAAAUUUACGAGCGAUGCAUCUGCGGCAGUACAUAUUUUUCUAUAUUAUACUAAUAUAAUAUAUUAUUGUGAUUCACGAAAAAAAAUAAUAAUAUUUAAUCAAAUAAUAAACAAUGCUCUGCGAAUGACGAACCCACGUUGUUUUUUUUUUUUUUUUUGUGUGUGUGAAUUUACGGCUCGUACCUAUUUUCCAUUCGAUUCGAAAAUAUCAAAGAACUAUACGUAUACACAAUGACGACAGUUUAUAUAUUACAUGCGAGUAUAUUAUAAUAAUAACAAUAUGUGACCGCGACACCACGUGCUGUUGUCGCGGUUAACGCCUCCGCUGUGUAUUAUAUAUAUAUGUAUAAGUUAAUAUGGACGAGAAACACAAAUAUACUUUGUUUUGUUGUACAUAAUAGUAUUUAAACUUCUUCUUUUUUUUUUUUAAUAUUUUACAUACCUAUAAUAAUAAUAGUCAUUAAUCGUUCGGUAUAUUAUGUAUUGUAUCCGCGUGGAGCCGCAUUGUAUACACUGCGUCACUGCAAGUCGAAUUCGCGCUCGCGCAGAGCUAUACACAGACGAAAGUAAAAAUUAAUUUUUUUUGAUUUAUGAUCUAGAAUGUAUUAAUAAUAAGAUCGCGAGAAUAAGAUAUUGUCGAAACAUUUUCGCUCGAAAGAUAUUUGAUUUACUGUGUGAAUAUAUACGGCAUCAAUAUAAUAUUUAUAUAUAUAUAUAGGUAUAGGUAUGUAGAUAUUCCUACUAUAAUAUAUACGAAGGAUUGACAAAUUCCCGAUUUUUUACGUUCCAAUAACUUCAUUAAUUCAAUUAUUUACUGUACUGUCUGAUUAUUACUAUGGUUAGGAAAAUGACUGCAUUAAAAAUAUAUACAAUAAAUGGACAAUAAAAAAAAAACCGAUCGAUUAAUAUCUACAGAAAAAAAAAAAUGCUUUUAAAUUAUGAAAAUGCAUUUAUUAUCGAAAAUCGUAAUAAAAAACAAAUACAACUUCAAUUUUUUUUUGAACUCUGCAUAGACGAAUCAUUUCGUUUUUGAUAAGUUAUGGCUCUAUGAGCUAAACCUGCACUAAGACAAAAAAGCACAAUAUGCAAAUACUACAGAUUCCGAGUUCUGCGCAUUACAACCAUUAUGAUACCUGCAGGAAUCCAACAGUAGGAAUUAUAAAUUUGUGUAUAAUUUAAUAUAUAUAUAUAUUUUUUUUUUGUUCGCCUUUCCAUUAUUAAUAAAAUAUUCGCAAAAACGUCGGUUGUAUUUAUAUUUCUCCCGCGAUGAAUAUAAUAAUGAGUGUAUACGUAUCGUUGCUUCGAGCCAAAAAAUUAAUAUUUAUUUCAUGAAACGCGCGUGCUAUUCGUAUAAAAUAAUACGAUGACUAGCACCGGGUCACCGGCCCUGACUAUCGGCCAUUAACACCUAUAUAUACGCACGUAUAGCCGAUGCGACGAUAUUCUUAUGCAUUUUAUAAAUUGUGAUUCGAAAUGAUUUCCGAAAACCAGUAGCGUAUAUUAUUAAUAAAAUAUAGCAAAUAAAAAAAAAAACCCGUGUCGGUUGUCCGUAUACAUUAAGACGAUAUUUGGUUAACUCCCGACGGAUCAACGCGGCGUAAAACGGUAGGGGGUGAACACAAUAAUAGUAAUAACUAGAUGGCGUUUAGUCGGUAUUACAAAAUAGUACCUAUUUAUAGUUUAAUUUUUCGUUUUCAUUGAGUGUAUAUAUUAAAUACAUAAUUAGUGGCGUAAUUAAAACUUCUUACAAACUUCUUACUUCAACAUACUCUAGACUAACCGAAUAAGGGGAAGUGCAAAAUCUUAGUUGAAUCCCAAUUUUUACGGAUUGGAGUAAAAAAAAAAAGUCUUUACCAAUUUUCAUAUAUCUGUCCGUUCAUUCAUAUUACUUAAUAAGCAAAAAAAAGCCAUUACCUGUUUUUUAUUUACCUGUCCGUCUACUCAAAAUAAUUUCUUGGGCCCUGAUUUUGGGUCCCGUAAUGUCACGUUUCCGUGGCUUAUUGCCCGUCAAGCUACCUUAUUGGUACGUCACACAACUUGAUAUUACUAAUAUCAGAUAAUAAUAGUAUAGUUUUUUUUUUUAAUUGUUUUGUGAUGGGUAUCAUAAUGCGUACUGACGGAUUUAGGGGCAUUGUUUCGGUUAAUGCAAUAAUAUUUUCUAGGCUGGACAAAUUAUUUUUUUACAAAACUUUGGACGCCUCUUAUAAUAUUACAUAUGUACAGGUUUACCUACAACAGUCGGUUUACAACUCUGUGAACUUGUUGCAGACUGCAGUGCGUAAAUACAUCAUACGUACGGCUAUAGGCGCCGCCGUAAGCGUAUAAUAAUAAGAGUAUAUACACUUGAGGUAUUACGUAUUUUUUUUUUCUCGCGCCUUAACAAUCCGGUUGACCUUUAAAUUCCGAAUUUCCGAUUAACCAGAUUGUCAACUUUUCACAAUUUACCUACACCCGGCAUUCCCCGGGUACCUAUAUAACAUACGAUAUUAUAUUAUAUAUUAUUAUAAAACAAAAAUAAUAUUAUUAUAUAGGUAUACCUACGAGUGACGCUGUACAAUUCCUAUACCUAUAUGUAAUCAUACAUAUAUACAGGUAUAUAUUAUGCAUAUAUUAUAUAUUACGAGAAAGAGGAUAAUAUAAUAUUAUACUUAAAGAAAAAAAAAAACUAUCACUUUCUAUACGUAUAUGUAUAAUGUAUCGUUUAACCGCGACACGAAAUACGGUUUUUUUUUUUUGACUAUUUUAUUAUUAUUUAUUAUAACGAAUUUUUUUUUUUCGGUAUGCGACAUUCCUGUAAUUUUGAACAUUAAUAACCCUUCCCGCAUUUAGAAUAAUAUUAUUAUACCUACAUACCUACCUAUAUAUAACGCAUUGUGUGUAGUUUAUGAGCGAACGUGUAAAAAUAUAAGGCGCUUAAUGGAUUAUAAUGCGUAUGGCCAAUACAUAAUAAUAUUAUGUAUAUUCCGACAUUCGGAUUUCAUUUUCGUUGUCUAACAAUGCAAAUUCCGUUUUUACCGACUGUGAAUUUAUUGUUCGUCUUUUUAUUGUCGGCGACCGUGAAUCGCGGGUUACCAUCAUUAUCUAAAAUCGAAAAAAAAAAAUUUAAAAAACCCGUUAACCCCGUUGAAUCGAGUGAAAUGUUUAAAAGCUUUUUUGCGUUUCGGAUUUGAAUUUUUCUUAGAACUCGAUUGAUUUAUAUUACCGACCUUUGUCUCACCAUCAAUAAUACUUGAAAAUGUGCCUUUUUUUACAUGACUGUUUAAAUGUACUCGCAUGUCGUGUCCUCUCGACCGCUCAUUUACAGACCUUAUCCAAUUUUCGCCCAAGCGGUGUGUACAAAUACGCAACAAGUUGCGGUUUUUUUUCGACCAGAGGCGUAGCUAGAAAUAUUUUUUUAUAUAGGCAAAAUAAUAUUAUGUAAACGUUUUGAUAAGAAGAGUACUACUAAUUUAUAUUUUUCAUUUUAAAAUUUUAUUAAUUUUCGGAGAAAUUUUUUGAGUUUUCUUAGGACACACUAUAACUUGUUUCUCGGAGCCGUAACAGGUUUGAGCCAACGGAUAGGUGAAAUUUUUCCAUUGUUUCCCUUCUGCUUUAUCUACAAACCCGUAGUGGUUUUUUUUUAUCGAUCUAGUAGUAGGUUUAAGGUUUAUAGUUGGGGUCAUUAUAACUUUUUCGGUAGCAGUACCAGGUCUGUACCGACAAUUGUAGAUAGGUUUAUGUUUUGUAAAACUCAACUCCUAAAACCAAUGUGGUUACGUUUGCGCGCUUAAGACGAACUCGGAUAUAUAGGGUCUGUAUUUCCCCGCCUACUCCCAUCCCCUUUAAUCGGGGCUUGUAUAGGAACAGCGGGGGGGGGGACAUCGGCCGAUUCGAUUGCGUAGGGCGAAAAAAAUCGCUUUAACGAUAUUAAUGGCCCCGUAGGCCAAAAUAUAUAUAGGUAUCGAAUAUUAUUCGGAAGAUCGGAGGUGCGCGCGUGUCCGUUAUUGUACGAUCGCGGUCAAUGACGCCACAUCGUCGCGCCGCCGCCGUUGACUCGAUAGAAAAAUCCGAGUGCCUUAUAAUAAUAUAUAAUGAUAAUAUUAUACAUACGCAAUAUGGUUUUAUUGUUUGUAUUUUUCCAUUAUAUAUCGCGGUAUACCUAUAUAACUCGUUUACCCGUCAGCCCCCACAGAAUACGAAUGUUUCGUAUUCAUAGCGGCAGACAGCCGCGCGAGCGCAAUGAACCAACAGCUGAUAUUAUAUAGGUAUUACCUAGGUUUGAAAAAUAAUAAUAUUAUAUUCAAAAAUAUUGCGGCCGCCGCGUUGUCACUGCGCAACAUGUAUAUAUUUUUAAAAUUCGUCGAAAAAAAUAAAAAAAAUAAUAAUGAUUUAUCACGUUUGACAACGAUCGAAAUUAUUUCGAAAUUCGCGAGCUGCAGACAGUCUAUGUAGACAAAUAAUAUCUAGAUUUCGUUCUUAUAACAACUGUAUAAACUACCAUGUUACAGUAUUGUAGCCAGUAUAUUGGUAGGUAGAUACGCGUACCUGUGCAGACUUUUACCGCACAUGCGAUAUUAUAUUGUGUACGUGUACGCAACGUUUUGAACGCGAUUGAUUUGUAUUUAUAUACACGCAUAAUAUAAUAUAAUAUACCUAACCUACCUAACUGUAUAGCCAUCGAUCGGAUGUCAAAAUAAUAAUAAUUGUUAUACGUGCACUUGUGGCUCGCAUACCCAUUGUAAACAUUUAGGAAACGCGCUUUCGUUACAUGUAGGUUAUACCUAUCCAUACCUAUAAUAAACCUACUCAAACCCAUAGGGGAUAAAAAAUAUUAUACAUAUAUAUAUAUAUAUAGGUACCUACUAUGCGAAUGCUAUAUGAAUAUUGUUGUAGGCGUCGUGUGUAUCCUGCUAUAUAAUACCAGCGGGUUGUGCAAUUAUUAUGCUCGUAUUUUAACUGCGUGUGUGCAGAUAUUGUUCGCGGCAUAUUAUACCUGGGUAUAUCGAUGCCAUUGUACGGUUUGUUACCUAACAAUAACAUACCUCAUACUCCUAAUAUAAUAUAGAUAGGUACAUAUAUUAUAGCGAUUGGGAAUUAGAUGGGCUGAAGUCUGGGCCUUUUUAUGAUAUUGAGGUCGUCGCGCAGAGAACAUCACAAUAAAUAUUCGAUUGUACCUACUGUGCGGAGUUUUGUUUUUGAUGGAAUCGCAUAGCAAUUAUAGCCUUACACCCAUAUCCAUGUGUCUCGUCGUUCCAUUUGCUCCUUUAUUCGAUUGCCAACAAUAUUCGUUUUGUUAUUUUCAAAUUUACAUAUAUAGGUACUGUUAGUAUGUAGUGUAUUUAUAGAAUACCAUAUAAGCUCUUUUUUUCAGACAAUUUAUAUCCAAAUUUUACUUUUAUUUAUAUAUGAUAUAUAGUAACCUACAUAGUAAAUUAUACUUCAAACCGUAGAUUUUUUUCGAUUUUUUUUCACAACGUGUGAAAAUCGUAAGUUUGAAAUGUAUGAUAUGUGCGUAUGUGUCGACAUAGUAUACGCGUCGUAUUAUAUGAAUUAUAAGAUGUACCUACCUUAUUUUAUUGCUACACGACGUGCAGACUUAAAAUCGUUUGUAUUGAAUCGAUGUACCUAUAUAGAAAGCUUAAAGUGAAAGGAUUGAAUCAAUGAUGGAUUGAUCAUGAUGGUAUACAGCCUCGUCUCUAAUCAUAUAUAUAAUGAUGAUAUUAAAAUAAAAAUGUACAAAAAACACGAAACGGGUCAAAGUUUAGGCAUGACGCGAACAAUAUACGUUCAACUUCUAAUAGUGUGUACGCGUGUAACAGUAUUGCGUAUAAUAUCUUAUCAAGGGUUAGAUAUGUGUAAUGCGAAUGGUACACGCGAAAUGAAUUUUUUUUUCACAAAGGUUCUUUGUAAAUGCAUGCGUCAUGCAUCAAAUUCGAGAAGACGUCGUUUACGUUUAUGUGUCCGUGUAAUAAUUAUUGUUUAGGAUUUUAUAAAUUCCGAUUUACCGAAUUUUAAGUAUUCAGGUGAAUGCGAUCUUUUGCGAUGAUCGCAUAAAGGUCAUCAUAAAUAUUAAUAAUUUAUCGAUCGGCCACUUAUACUUACGAAUAAUAUACGAAACCAAAAUAUGUACUAAUAUAUAUUAUAUAACAUGCAGUCCAAAAAUGAUUAAUAUGAUUAUUAUUGAUUAUAUAUUAUGAAAGAAAAAAAAUGUAUAAUAAAUUCUUUUAAAAUAAAUUCCUAAUAAAAUAUAAAAAAAUAAAACGAAAGUCAGGAAGCGCCUUGAACUAAGUUCUACAAUCCAAUAAUAAACCUUGAAACAAUAUAAUAUAAUAAUUAUAUUUUAUUAAUUGUAACAUAUUAUAUCGUUAUAUAUUUUUUUUUUACUUUAUUACUUCCAUGUUAUUAAACAAAUUCAAAUUCAAAUUUGAUCAUAACUACCUAUAUAUAAUAUUAUAUAACGAUAUAGACAAGAUAAUGAUAUAGGUACGUAUAUUAUCCAGUGUUUUUUUCGAAUAAUGUGUAUAUGGACUUGAUAAUAAAACAUUUUGCGGAUUUGCGUGUGUAAUAAUAUUGUCAAAUAUUUACGUGAUCAAAAACAUAGACAUUGAAAUAUAUUUAAAUGACACAUUACUUUUAACGUUGCGUCUAAAAUCUACAUGUUUUUUUUUCAAUAAAUUUGAAAAAUAUAAAUAUAAUAUUCACUAGGUACCUAUAAUAUUUGAGUUGAAUUUAAAUUAAAAACAGGAAUUUAUAACCUAUUUUUUGUAUAGGAAGUAAAAAGUCAUAUUUUAUUCAAUCAAUUAUAGUAGGUAGCAUACUUUUAUCAUACUUUUUGGUUUUCUUCUCAUCAAUUUUCUAUAAAUUAUAUUAAACGGAUGUGAUCUUAAAAGGGAAUAUUUUAACACUGUAUAACUUUACAACUUUUAUUUAUACUGAAAUAUUAAAUUGGUAUAUUUUAUUGUAUUAAAAAUUAUUUAAAAUUUCAAUACUAAAUACAUUUUUCACUACUUGUAUAUAGUUUAUAUUAGGUAUAUUCUCAUCGUGUUUUAUGUCUGAACGUAAAUUAUUCUGCAGUCCCCUAAUUAUAAUUUAUUGUCUUUGUCAUUGCGGCAAAAUAUAAAGGUAAUAAUAUAUACCUACUCAAUAUUACGUUUAAAUAAACUAAUAAUGUUAUAUGCAUUAGGUGUAAAGUGAAGAAACUUGGUAAAUAUCCAAAAAUAUUACGUAUUUUGUUAUGCCGGUAUAUUAUUACACCGUGAUUAAAAUUUUAAACAGUGUCCAAUUACAUUGUUUUUUUUUUCACUUUUAUUAAAAUAUAGAUCGUACCUAUAUAUAUAUAUUUGUUUUGCCAUUGUUGAAUAAAUUAUAAACUAUUGCGUUUUUAUUUACGAAAGCUUUUUUGAUCAAUAUUCAAUAAUGCAUUAUAUGUUGAAUUAUAUCAUAUCUAUAAAUAUUGACAGAGUGACUUGGCUUUGGAUUACAAAUAUAUACAAUAAAUUACGACUAUUAUUAUAUGAGAAUGAGAAAAUAAUAUAAUAUUUAUUCGAUACUAUAUUAAAAACUUUCACUAUUAUAGAAGUUAGGAGAUUUGACUGUAUGCCUAUUAUUAUCUGAAUAAACCUGAAUGUUUCCGGUGUUUUUUAUUUCAUUAUUACACUUCAAAUCAACCAGACAUAAAUAUUCCUAAAUAAUCAAUUUCGAGUGUAAAAAAAGAUGCCAAAAAUAUAAUAAUUUAUCAUUUAUAAUUUGUCUUUAUGUCUUCAACCGUCGUGAGUUUCGCAUUAUAGAAACCCGGGGAAGGAGGGCUUGAAUCGAUGUUUGGAAUUUUUUUUUUUAAAUCUUAUGUAAAUGUUUCCCUUCUUUUUUUGGUCUAAAUGUCAUUAGUAGUUAUUCCAUUAUGUUACUUAGAAAUAUUCAAAAUUUAAUUUGCUUCUGCUGAAAACUAUACAAAAAUGUAUUUAAGUCCUUCUUAAACCCAAAGAAAUAAUUUCAUAUAUUCUCAAUAAAACUCCAAAUUACAAUAGUCUAUAAUUUUCAAACUAUAAUACAUCGUUUAUUAUUAAAUGCUAUUAUAUUAUCAGAUCUUGUAUUUAUAAUAUGCGUAUGACUAUAUUGAAUAUCAAAAAAAAAAAAAAAAAAAAAAAAAAUUAAUAACAGUACAUCGUCCGACCAGUGUUUUUUUUAAAGAAACGCCUUCAUAUAUAGAAUUACGAGUAUACCCGAAGGUGGAAUAUAUUCGGGCAUUGACAUUGAAGAUAUUAUGACAGUAAACAAGUAGGUGCUGAUGCUGUAUAUUAUACAUAGUACCUGUAUUAUAGUAGGUAUCACUUGUACAGUAGUUACAUUGGGAUUAAAACUAGAACAGAUCAUAUUUUCCAAAACAAGUUGUAUAUCAUCAUCAUAUAUAAUUAAUAAAUCGUUUUUACUAUAAUUACUUUUGAAGGGUGAAGGACAGUAAAUAAUAUAAUAUAUAUUAAAUUAUAGGUACGUAUUUUAUGGUAUGAGAAAUAUUUGUGAGAAGUAUAUACUGCAUAUAAAAUAUAUUAGACCUAGGUAUUAAAAUACGAUUUUGUAUCUUUUAUGUUUGCCGCACUAAUGCGUAAAUCUAAUUUUUUCGAGUAGUUAGUGAUAACUUAUUACAGUAUUAAUUAUUAUAAUAUGUAUAGGUGACAUACGUCGGUGCCAUAAUCGAUUGUGUCUUUUAUUUUUUUUUUUCUAUGUGCAUAUUACGAAGGUAAAACACUUUCGAUAUUUCAUAUUUAUUUACAAUUACGUUUUCAAUUAAUGUCAAUUAAAUUUUGUUUGGCAUACUAUUUUUUUUUGAUAUAUUAAAAAUACUAUAAAUAAUAAAUAUUAACUAAUAUAGUUCAUAACUUAUCAUAACUUAUUAUGGCAUUUUCAAUGUCUAACCCUAGACAAUGAGAAUUCAAAAACCAAAUCAAAAAAAUCCAAUUUCUGUUUAAUAUAUCAAGCUUUUAUUCUUAAUCUUGACUGGCAUGCUUGGCUUUUACAUUUUUACAUUCUAAACAAAUAAAUAUACGAAUAUAUGUAUAAUUUUCAGAAAAAAUUAACGAUAAAUACUAAUAGUUAUUGGAUUUGUAAACCAAUGGGAGAGGGGGAAUAAACUCUAAAUCAAUUCCCCCUGCGCACGCCACUAUUUAUUUAUUUUUAUGGUUUUGUAUAGAAUAUUAUCAUAAUUUAGAAUAUAAAAUAUAAUAUAAGGUAGGUUACUACUUUAUUAUAAUAUAUUAUAUAAUUGCUAGCCACAAAAAAAAUCAUUCAAUAAAUACAUUAAUUUUUUAUGUUAUUUAUUGUUUUAUCAACAAUAUGUGAUGAAUAAUUAAAAUUAUAUUUUAAAAAUAAUAUAUUUAAGUUGAAAAAGUACAUUUCAAAAUUUGUGAACUCUGAACUCUGACAAGCAAAAAAAAUGAUCAACCGUCUAGUAGUUCCACUUUCAUUUCACUGGACAUUUUGGUACAAUGAAUUAUGCGUGAAAGACGUGGAUUGGGUAAUGAACAUCCAAAAAUUAUUUGAAGUGACGACGGCCGCCGAAUUUCUUGAGGCCUAUAGUAAAAUGAAACUACCCUCUACUUUGCCGCAAGGUGCCAGUUACUAUUUUUUCAAAAAAGGAAUACGGCCCAUUUGGGAAGAAGAACCGAAUAAAGGCGCGGGUGCCUGGGAAAUGAUAAUUGACAUCCGUCCGAAUCAUGACCUGAACUUAGUUUGGUCGGAUUUGUUAUUUUCAGUCAUCAGUGACGGACUCAACGAACUAUUAAUGUAUUUAUGUGGUAUCACAUGUAACGUAAGACGAGGUUUCCUCAAAAUUGCAAUUUGGACAGUUAAGAUUACGCCGAAAAAUCACGGGUAUAUCAUACAAAUCGGAAAAAUUCUCCAAAAUAUACAAAAAGUGUAUGGAAUAAAAUCAAUAAAGUAUAAAAUUCACGAACGUUCAUCCUACAAUGGAAUUAACUGAGCAUCAAAAUAAUUUUCAAAAUUUCUUAUAAAAGUUAAAUUAUGCAAUCAUGACUUGAUGUAAGUUAUUUAAAUAUUUAUUCGUUGUUUUUGUGAAUAGGCCACACUAGCACAGUAUUCCACUCCUCCUGCCAAACAAUUUAAAUAAUACUAUAUAUUCUUGAUACUGUUUCCUCAUCUAAUUUUUUUAAUAUUUCUCCAUGAAUCCCAUCUUCUCCGGGAGAUUUUUGGUUUUUUAACCUUAAUAUUUGUUGUCUCAUUUCAUUGAUAGUAGGGGGUAGGCAUUCGCAAUCGUUGGUUUCUACUAGUGUCCAUUCAAAAGUUUCUUCUGGAUUUUCGCAGUUGAGCAGUUGGCCAAAAUAUUGUCUCCAUUUUUCCAACNCCUGUCCUGUUGUCAGUGAACCAUCUUCAUUUUUCAAGAACUUGUUAUGUUUUCUGAAUCCUCCUCUUAUACUGUUUAUUUUUUGGUACAACUGUCUCGUUCUAUUCAUUCUAGAAUCUACUUCUGCUUCUUCCAAUAAUUUCCGAGUAUAUUUUCGUUGUUCAUUUCUGAAUACACUACUUGCACUCUUCUGACAUACUUUAUACGCAAUUUCUUUUUCUAUAUUAUGUUGGUCAUUAAGCCACUGGUUUCUAGCUUCUUUUCUCCGAUUUAGAGCAUCUUCACACAUGUCGUUAAACCAUGGUUUUCUUACAGCUUUUACUUUUCCGAUUUCUGACUCUGUCACAAUCUUUAUUUUAUCUUUAAUUUUUUUUCAUUUUACAUCAAUUGAGUCAUUUAUACCUGCAUCUAUCUUCCUGAUUUUUUCCGACAUCUGAUACUUGAAUCUGUCACAUGUAUUCACAUUGUUUAGUUUAGCUGUGUCAUAUUUGUCUACCACUAUUCCUUUUUUCCGAGUAACCUUUUUUAUUUUGACUUUCAUUUUUCCUUUCACCAGAUAGUGAUCCGAAUCACCAUCGGCUCCUCUCAUCGUUCUUAUGUCUUGAAUACAGUUUUUGAAUCUUGUGCUCACUAGAAUAUGGUCGAUCUGGUUGACACACCUUCCAUCUGGUGACAUCCAUGUUCCCUUAUAAAUAUUUUUAUGAGGGAACAUUGUGCUUUUCACUACAAGGCCAUUUCUACAUGCAAAAUCAAUAAGUCUUAAUCCAUUAUCAUUUGUAACCUCGUGCAGGCUGUGACUACCAAUUAUUGGUCUGAAUACAGCCUCUUUACCAACUUUUGCGUUUAGGUCACCUAAGACUAUUUUAAUUCUGUAUUGAGGUAAUGCAUUUAAUGUUAAAUCCAAGCACUCAUAGAAGUCAUCCUUCUCUUCCUNCAAUUAAAUUUCAAAGUCAAUAGCCACCACACUCGUAACAACCAUUUGUUUUAUAUUUCUCAUUCAUCUAAAAAGUUUACGUCAUACGACCCCAUAAAUAUUUUAAUGUCUUCGGGAAAUAGUUAAUUAUUUUAUUAAACAUUGAAUGUAUUUUUAUUAUUAUAUUCAUUAUUAUUAUUAUUAUUAUCAUUAUCAUUAUUGUUAUUACUAUUAUUCGAUGUAUUAAUCUUUACAUUUUUUAUUAUGUUAUAUUUUAUUAUUGUAAAUUGUAUUAUAUUAUUGUUAUCUAUACAAAUAUAUUGUGAAUUGGACUUUUGUCCGUAUUAAUAAAUAAAUAAAUAAAUAAAUAACAUAAUGUGUAUUUAUGUAAAAAUUUAAAAAUAACAAUUUUAUUCAAUAACAAGUAUUUACUCAGUAAUACUUAUAAGUAUAAUAAUAUCGUACCUACUGGUAGUUAGUAAAAAAAAUGCGCAAUUUAAAUAUAUUUUUACAUUGAAAGUUUACCGUAUGUGCAACGUUUAGCUAACUUAUAAUUAAAAAAAAAAAAAACGUAAUCAUUAUAAUAUGAUUCUGAUGUUUAUCUGUAAUUUUGUGUAGUAAUUAAGUCUGUGUUGAUAUGUUUAAAAUUAACUAUUUAGCGUAUACUGUACCCAUAUACUAAUUUACCAUGUAUUAAUUAAAAUUAACACGUUACGUCUUGUAAUAUCUAUUAAAAUUAGAACCACGAUUUUACUCAAAAUAAAUUAGUAUAAUAAAAAAUAUAAAUAGGUACACAUAUCGUACCUACAUAUAUAAUACAUUCAUACCAUUUUAUUUAUCAGUAUAAAACUAGGUACAUUUAUAAGAAUACAACAAUAGUAAUGAUAAGUUAUUAACAUAGGUAUGUAAACCUACGAGUAGAUGUUUUCCUUUCAUCAGAUACAUUUUCAGAUGCAUCAAAAUAAUAAUAGAUAUUAAAACAAAACAAAAAAUACAAAGAAAUGUACACAUAAUAAUACAUACUAGGUAUUAUAAUUAUAAUACAAUUAUUAGAAUAAUACUUUACCAUGGAUUUAACAAUCUAGGUACCUUCCUAUUAUACUCGUAACAUGUCAUAUUUAAAUUAUACAAUUUAAAUAUUAACAUAAUGUAUAGUAUAUUUUAUGUACUUGUAAUAUAUUCUAUAGAUGCAUUGUAUGGAUUUAUAUUGUAAAAACCAGAAGUAUGUCGAAAAAAAAAAAUGUUUACGUACCUAAUACAGAUUAUUAGAUCUAGAACUUAUAAAGGGUUGAUAUCAUCCAUAAAAUCUAAUGAAAUUGGAAUUAAAUGUGGCCUGCGCGUUUUUUUGCUCAAAAACAUGACUUACGGGAAAAACUUUUAUCCUGGUCCAAUUUUGAAGAAUAUUUUUUUGUUGGAAAAAGAACGAUUUUCUAGCAUUUACCUCCAUUUUUCAAUAUUUUUAUCUCAAACUUUACAAUAUGUCUAUGAAUAAAUGUCAAUUUUAAAAUUUUUUUGUACCUACUGACUUUUUUUAUACCUUUAUUUAAUAUCAAAUAAAAAAAUCGAAGUUCAACAUGGGCUGUAGAAUAUUAUCGUUUAUGAAUUUGAAAAGUUAAAACAAAUUUAACAAUGAAAAUGAGUUAUCUCUAUAUUCCCGUUAAGUUAUAUUGACCCAUAAAACGGCAUUAAUUUUUUCCCUUAAAUGGCCGGUAUAAGGCAGGGAGAGCCUGAUUAACCAAUAGGCUGAAAAGAUUUCAGCUUAGGAUGCCUUUAAAUGGUAGGAGGUGCAAUAAAACAAUUUUUUUUAAAUCGAGUUUUUUCAAACUUGUAUCUCCUAUUUUGGGGUAUACGGAAGAAUUUUUAGGGAGAGUACCGAGGAUUAGGUGGGUGAUGAGCAAAAAAAAAAAACAAAAGGUCAUCGCCAAAUCAAUCCCAGCCUACUGAUGAAAAAUCCAUUAACCAGGCCCUGCAGGCCGAAGAUUAAAAGGACAGUUCUUAUAACUAUAAGAUGCCAUUAAAAUGUUAAAAAUAAUUUUCAAAUUUUAAAUAUUCAGAUAUAUAUUCUUUUAGCUAAUGUACAUUUUUUCUAGUCAUCUACUUUUACAAGUAGCCAGUUAUUAGAAUUUAAAAAUUGUAUUACGAAAUAAAUACCUUCAUUAGAUAUUUGUAAAAGAAAAUAUAAUCAUUAUAAUAUACAAAAUGUAUACAUUGUAUAUAUGUCAAAAUUGUUAAAUCGAAGAACAUUCCAAUAUAUAGGUUAGGUUAAAUACUAGGUCUUAAAUACUUAGGUAUUCUUAUUAUGAUUUAUGAUAAUGACUAUUAUUAUUAUUGAUCUAAGGACUAAGCUAAUCUUAAAAUAAUGAUUGGAUAAUCAAAACUAAUAUAGUUGAUUGUUGUUUUAUUUUUUUACAUAGAUUUGCUGCACAAACAAUCAGAAUGCACAAAAAUCAUUUGAUAUUUCCACUUCUCAGUCUUUUAGUUGUUACUUAUGCAGCACCAGAAGACAGAAAGAAAUUUGUUCGAGUCAUCACUGAACCGAAACCCGGAGAAGAAUAUGUUAGUAUACAAACCGGAAAACCUUCAUCAGGCGUUCAAACGAAAUCUUCAGGUAUAGAAUUAUUGAUUUUUGUAAUCAAAAUAGGUAGGUACAAAGAUAAAUUUUAGACCCUAUUUCGUUUACAGACAGCGAUAUCCAUGUGAAUAUCCAAGACGAAGGACAAAUAGGAAUAAAAGAAGUCACUGGUUCAAUCCCGGCAGAAGAAAAAAUUUACGUGGUACGCGAUAUGCUUAUAAAUAAAUUGUGAACACUUACUGCUGGAUAUAAAAUAAUUAUUACACCCACACCAAGGGUCAACGUUUAGAUAAUAAUGAUAAUAAUAAUAAUAAUAAUAAUGAAAAAUAGGUAUUCACCGUAAUGGCGUAAUAAUUUUAUGUAAGGCAUAAUUAUUGCGCGUAAACUAAUUUUACAUUAAUGCACUCACAAUAUAAUAGAAUACCUGUCUUCUCCGGAGAUAAUAGUUUGAAAAAAUACCUAUAUAAAUGCGCCGGGCACCCAUCAUUAUAACGUUAUUAUAUUAUGAUACUCGUGAAUAUCUAUAGAUAUAAGUACUUAUAGGUACGUAGGUACUUAUAUUAUUUUCGUAACAUUAUUUUGACUAGCGUAAAAUUUUUUUAGUGUAUUACCUAAGUCAACUUCGUGUAUAAUACAGUUAGUAAGUAUAGGUAUUACCGUACCGGUAGUAAAAUUAACCGAGUAUCUACUAUAUAUAAAUAUUUAUUCCUACAAUGGUAUACUAGAUAAUUAUUUAUUAAACACCAUUUGAUUAACUAUAUUGUUCCUAGUAGAUAGGUAAAAUAAAUAAAUAUUAAAAACAAGUCCAUCGCCAUUAACCAUAUUUAAACUGUAUUCUAACCAAAAUAUUAUAUGGAAUUAAUUCCAAGGGCCAGUAUAUAAUACCAGAUAUACAGACUGUCCAGCGAAGAUAUAUCCCUUGAAUAUCUCCGGAGAUGAUAAAGAUAAUCAAAUUUUGAUUUAUUUUAUAUUGCUCACAGGGGUGAGGACUACAAACAUUUAUUUUUAAAUUGAUUUGUUUUUUUUUUUUAUUAAAAAAAAUUAAAAAAAUAACUUUUUAUUUUAUUAUUUUUGGACAAUUUUAAGAUUGCCAUGCGAUAGAGUUUAUUUUUCUGAAAAUUUUAAUGCAUCACACAUUUAUAUCCGAUGAAUAGUUUCUAAGUAACUGUCGUUUUAAAUUCUACUAAUCCGUGUGAAAAUCAAUGUUAUUUAGGAAAUAACAUAACCGCGUUACGCGAUAACAUCAGUUUUCACACGGAUUAGUAAAAUUUAAAACGACAGUUACUUAGAAACUAUUCAUCGGAUAUAAAUGUGUGAUACAAUACAAAUUAAAAAAAAAAUAAACUCUACAGAAUAGUUAUCUUAAAAUUUUCCGAAAAUAAUAAAAUAAAGUUAUUUUUUAAUUUUUUAAUUAAAAAAAAAAAUGAUUCAAAAAUAAAUAUUUGUAGUCCUCAUCCCUGUGAGUAAUAUAUAAAAAAAAAAAAAAAAAAAAAAAUCAAAAUUUGAUUAUCUUUAUUAUCUCCGAAGAUAUUCAAGGGGUAUACCUUCUAGGGACAGCCUGUAUAUAGGUAUAUAUAUAAAAUAGUUCACCUUUAUAUUAAAUUUGUUCGGAAGAUAAUUGAUACCCACCUAUUUGUUUAUGAUUGUUUAUUUCUUUUUUAGCAUAAAAAAUUAUACCCAUCUAACGAAGAUGGACCCAGACGAUUAAAGCAGGAAAAAAAAUUCUCUCAAGUUAGUUCAGAUGAAAUUGUUCCUGACAGUUUUGCGAUUAAGCCGAUUAACAAACAAAAGUAGGUUGAGACAAUUUAUAAGAUAAACCUAGUCAACAUUAUUCACUAAAAUACUUUAUUAGGAUUAAGCGAGAUGGGGAAAUCACAACUCAUAAACCUUUAAAAGUCCAUGACAAAUCAAGUAACAGUAAAGACGAUGAGGGCUUAUAUGAUUUUGUGGAUUCUCCAUUUGGAGGCCAACUUGUAGCUUCUGCUUCUUCUCAAGCAUCCAGAGUGAAUAUUAAAAAAGCACCAAAUGGUCAAGAAUAUGAAUAUGAAUACGUCUAUUACUAUUACGAUGAGGACGAAGAACAUAAUGGAAAACCUGGUUCUAAAAGUAAAUUUAUCUAAUUAUGUCGAUAGGUAUACCUAUGCAAUUACAUCUAAUGUUGUAAACGACUUUUUAAAAUCUUAGCUAGUCAAAGUUCGUCAAAUACUCCCCCAGCUUCUCAACAAACGAAUUCAAGAUCUAAAGAAAACAACAAAUCCAAAAAACCAGCUGUGGCACAAGAAGAAAACAAAUUUAUUCAAAGUACAAAUAAGGGCAGGUUAGUAAUAUUUAAUUAUUUAAUUAUUAACAACACCCAUGUGGCUAGUGGCUAUCUAACACAAAUCUAAUUGGUGGCGUAUUUUCAAUUUUUUUUUUUUUGGACGGGGGUUCCAACAAGUUUUUGAAUUUCAAUAUGAUAUGCAUAGGUACUAAUAUUAGAAAAUAGUUAUAAAUAGAUUAUAUGAAUAAGAAAUGAUUAUUAAUAGAUAUUAAAAAUAGCUCUAGGUCUGAUUUUAACAAAAUUAAAAAUGUCAUCACCGAAAUGUAUUUAAAUUAAAACUUCAUCUAUUUAUGGAGUUUAUUAGUUACCUACCUCUAUGGUUUAUUUUGUUUCUAUACAUAUUUUAUUUCUUUACAACCCAUGUGAGUCCUUCCAAUGAUCUGUGUCCUCUAUUACCAACCUCUGAUUCAUUAAUCCUUAUUAAAUCCUUCACCCUGUCCAUCCAAUGUUGCUAUCUUUUUCUCAUCUGGAUUACUGAUUAGGACUUUAUUUAUCAGAUCAUGUUUUGCACGCAAUGCAUGCAUGUCCGAGCCAUACAAUUGUUUUGGAUCCCACGAAAUGAUGGAUGUUUGGCCUGCCGAACAGGAUUCCAUGUUUGAGUUUUCCCUUUUCUCAUACCUGUUCUUCGCUAUUUGGAUUUCUUAUGGGUUCACAGAUACUUCUCAGGACUUUUCUUUCAAACCUCAGCGAUUUUUCUUCGUCACUCUUUGUCAUUGACCAUGUUUCGCACCUAUACAUGGGAUGAAGGUGUGUGGUAUAGUUUUAUUCUGGACUCUUUGGAUAAUACCUAGUCUUGACUUAAACAUCCUAUUCAAGACAAAGUAAUCAUGAUUUUCUACAAUUAUUUUGAGAUUUAUCUCACUGUGCAUAUUGUUUAUUAUAUAGGUUACUAGAUAUUUGAAAAUCAAAAUAAGAGUGAAGUCAUUUUUUCAAAAAUAAGUAGGUAUUCCAUAGACCAUAAUAUAUAUUAUAUAUUUAUCUUUUCCCCUAUACUUUAAGACUCUUUUAGCGGCACCUUCCAGACAAAAUGAAAUCAAAUUUGGAAUUUUUUUAUAAAAAGAUGUGAAUAAAAAAUAUUGGAUUGAAUUUCAAUAUGUUGUUACAGGAUGAGGGUAUUUUUGAACUUUUUAAAACCACCUAAGGAACAAUCAUUUGUAUAUGUGUGGUGUUAUUAUCAAAGAUGCACCUUUUAGAAAUUUAAACUUACUAACACAAUUUUUAUUUGGAACUUAUAAAGUUUCAUAGUUAUAGCAUAUUACAGUAAAUUAUAUUAUCCAGAUAUUUAUUGUUUUUGCAAAAGAUAUGGGGGGAAAUUUAAAUUUAGUAAGGAGCUUUAAUGAUCACAGGUGCUUUUCUCAUAAAAUACUUAUUGAGUUAGUAAAAAUGCUCACAUUUAGUCAUUUUAUACCUAACCUACCAUAAGAGAUUCAAAUUUUUCACUCUAUUUUAUUUUAAAUAAAAUGUAUAAUUUCGCACAGUAUUUUUUAAAUUAACAAUAAACAUUAAUACAUAGGUUUUAUUAUUUGUGAUUUAUAGAUUACUUUGGCUACAAGGAAAUAAACACGGCUAAUAAUACUACUUUAAUAAGAAUUUUUUUUUUUAUUUCAAUAAUUUAUCAUUGAUUUUAAUAUAGAAAUUAAAUUGCCCUAUUUACUACACCUUUCAAAAUUCAAACUUCUCAUCUAUUACAAUGGCCUACCCAUGAUGUAUAUCCAGCUUUUUAAUAAUACUAAGUAGAUAGGUAUUUAUGAAUAUAAAAGAAAAUACAUACCAGUUUUCAUUAACAGUAAUUAUUUGAACGUUAUUCGCAUUUUAACAUUAUGACAUUAUGAUUAUUAGAUAAAUUUAUUUAAAAAUACUAUAGUAGCUAAUAGCUCUAGUGGAAAGUGAGUCUGUGUUAAGUACUGCCGUGUUAAUACUUCUCAUGAUAAGAACAAUAGAAUAUAUAAUAUUUUAUUAUUAUUGUUUUGUAAUAUAAAUAAUAUUUUAAAUCAAUUACAGAUAAUGUAUUUGAAAUUUUUUGGAAAUAAGUUUUGAAAUAUAAUUUAAUUACUUUCUUAAAAUGUAAUUGCAAUAUUUUUCCACUUUUUUAGAAGACUAUCAAAUUGCAAAAUAAUAGUAUGCCUAGGUAAUGUUUAUAAUUAUUAAUUACUAUUGUAUAGUGUAUACAAUGUUAGUUACAAUAAUAACUCAAUAAAACUAGUUUUGAACAUAUUAAGUAUUAAGGUUGAUAAAAUUAGAAUUAAUGGUAAAAAAAAACUUUCUACUCUUAAUACAAAUAAUUUAUAAACUAUAUAAUUAAUAAAAAUGUUCAGAUAUUUUUAAUUAAUGACAAUUUUAAUUUGAUUUGUAUCAUAAUUUAUGGACAACAUAACUAUAAUGUAUUUAAUAUUUGUAUAGAUUUACUCCAGUGGAACACACUACAACUGAUGAAUCAGAGGGGCACACUAACUUUGCAAUUAAUGAUAUUACUGAACACAAUAAUAAAAUAAAGUAAGUGAUUUCAUUACAAAAUUUACAAAACGAUGCAGUAAUGUGUAUAUAAAUUAAUUUAAAAAUUUCUUCUUAACCCUGCAGUAAGAUCAAAUAAUUUAGGGUAACAAAUUUCUCCAUUUUUAUCUAAUGUAUAGUGAAACCAUUUUCCUUUGACUUUUAAUGGUAUAUGUCGUCCACGAGCAGUUCUUCCAACUGUACAACUAACCUGAAACAAUUUUAUGAACAAUGUAUUUUUUAAAGUAAAACAUCAAAUAAACGUUCAAUAGUGUAGUAUAAUAUUCUUAUAUAAUAUUAAAAAAAAAUUACUUACCGAUUCCAAAGGUAAAGAUGUUGUUAUAUUUCUGUUUAAAAAACCGUAUGACGUUAUUCUUAAAUGUUCACCUCCUUUACAUAAAACUAGGAUUUUUACAGAUUUCAUAGUGUAGACAACACAUAUUGCAAUUAGUGUUGUACCUUUAAAUAAUACAAUAGGUAUUUGAAUUGUACAGUUAUACAAAAUUUAACUACCUACCUAUUUUUAAAUAGUUUUAAAUGAAUAACUUACCCAUGCAUAAACAAGCAAUUGGAAUACCAAGUGUUAUAAUUUUUCCUUUCGAUUUUAAUUUUUCCAUCCAUUGUAAUGCAUGUGAAUCAUCCUUAGGUAUUUUGUUUAAUAAGACGUUAUACGAAUCUGCGACUGUAAGCCAAAAUCCAAAUUGAAUAAUCGAAAAUACGCUUAUUAUUUUGAAUGUUUUAUCACUAGACGAUUGGUAUAAAACUACAUCUUUAGGGACGUUUGUAUUUAAAUUAAAUAUUGAUUGUUCAUUGAAAUUUCUUUUACUAAAACAUUUAAAUUUAUCCAACCGAUUUUUGUACAAACUAUUAAACGUGUUGAACGAAUUCAUAUUAAACGCUCGAUUAGACACGAUACAUUGAUAACAAGGUACACGAUUAAGAAGCCGUUGAAAAUUCAUUAUAAUAAAUAAAAAGUUAAUGUCAAAUUAGUAAAAUAGUUCAAAAUAAAAUAUUAGUACAAUAAAUUAUGGAUUACGGUGUUUGAGAAAUUGAAAUUCCAAAUGAUAACGAUAAGCGACUUAUCACUAUUGCAUCACUGAGAUUUAGACAAGUAGGACAAGUACAUUUUGUACGGUUAACCAGUUUAUCCAACGACCGACAAUCCAUAAUAUAAUACCUGAAGGUCGUUCAGUUUCGUUUAGCGUUGGCCAUUAGGAAUGACGUUAGGUACCCACACUAUAGAGAUCUUCUCAACGACAUGAUAUUACGACAGAUAAUAUCAUAAUGUUAUCGUGGUAUUACCUAGUAAAAAUUAGUUUUUCAAUUGGAUACGUAACUUCAAAAAUAAAGGCGGUUAAGUACAAAAGUAUAGAUACUUACUUAAAGCAAAUAAAUAAAAAUGAUCCAUUUAAAAAGUAACUAAAUUUAUAAUAAAAAUAUUACUAUAGUUUAUUAUUUAGAUCUAUAAAAGAUGAUGCGUUGAAGAGGUGCAAAAUAACUAAUACGAGUAAAAUUUAUCACUAGUAGAACUUUAGGACAGCUAAUUUUAAGAUACCUAUCUAACAAAUAAUUUUAUAGGUAUAGAACUAACCUAAACAUGACUAAAUUAUAUUUUUUAUCAUGAUAGGUAGGUACCGAUAUUUAUUUUAGACGUGCGUUUUCUAAAUGGACGUACGUAUCCCAAUAUAGAUCGAAAAUUAUUGAAUAAUUUGAUUUACUAUUUUUAGAUGUAUUUAGGAUUGUGGACGCUUUGAUAUAGGGGAGCUUGAGCCCAAGACAUUUUUUUUUUUAUCAUUUAUUUAAUAGAAAUGAUCGAAUUAAAAUAGUUUUUAUUUAUAAGUGAUGAAUGAUUCCUAGGUAGGUAAUACGUAAAUACUUAUACUUACAUAUAAUUCGUAUGAAUACUUUCACUAAAUAGCCAUUAAAAUAAAGUAGAUACCUAGCUGACAGUAUAUAACUGACAGUUAUUAGAAUCUGAACAGUAAAAUACCUAUGUAAUAUUAUCAACUUCAAAUGUUGGUCAUGAUUAAUAUAAGCAAAUACCUACUAUAAAAUAUUUUAAUCAAUCGCUAUUCUCUAUAAUUCUUGAAGAAGUUUGUUACUGAUUCAAAUUUUUUUACAAAAAUACUUUCGUUUUUAAAUAAAAUAUCUAAUUUAAAUAGAAUUGAAAUCACUUUUUGUUCGUCAUGAAUUAUUAUUGUAGGUAGGUACAUAGGCAGUGCUUAACUUGUGGAAGGGAGGUGAAGUACGUCAGUUAAUUUUUCAGAGAUUUUAGCGUACCUCUACUUACUAUUUUUUUUCAGUAAGACGUGUAGGACGGUACAUAACUUUGCAUUUUCACACAAAUUUGAAUUUUAAACCUUUGUUAAAAAAAAUUAAUACACUACACUAAACUAUUUUUUCUUACCACUAAUUACAACGGACUGUAAACUGUAAAAAAAAAUAAAAUCGAAUAUAACAGAAACCGUUAUAUUAUAUGAAUAUUCCAGUUUUCUCGAUUUUUUUUUUUUAUUUUUAAGAAAACUCUAAAGAAAAUAAAAAGCAAAUAACCAUCUUAUUGCACUAACUAAACAACACCCCUCAAGUUGAUGAUCGGAAAUUCGAAGCAAGAUUUCUGUGCAACAAAUAUAGUAAAACCGAUACACAUCUAAGCAAAAACUUAGCCUGCAAUAGUGUUAUUUUUUAAAUGAUACUAAAUUCGUUUACUUCAUUAAAGUAAAUCAAGCUAUACGAUUUAAACAAUACAUUUUCUGUAUAAAUUUAUUUGUAUCAUAUUUUAUUAAAUAAUAUACUUUGUAAUAUUAAGCAUUAUACAUAUAACUAAUAUAUUAUGAUUUAUUUUUUUAGAGAAUCUGCACGUAAUCUAGAAGAAGCUUUAUCAGUUCCAUCAUCUUCUCAGGCUGUAUCCGAAGAACGUCUUCCGCCGAAUCCUAGAUUCCCUGCUCGGUCUCGUGGCAACACUAAACCUGCUCAGGAAUUUGCAACUACUAUUUUGCCUGCUACAGAUACUCCAAUUACUCGUAUACGGUCAAAUCAUGGUACAUAAUGAUAACGCAUAAUUUGUAUUGAAAUGUUUAAUAUUGCAAUUUUCAGCAAUAUUAAUUAUUUUGUUUCAGGCGCAACGCACCAGCCAGGUUUGGAUUUAGUAGACAGCAGUGCAUUUAGAACUCACUCUAGUAAUGGACAACAUACGGCUACUUCACCGAGACACGAAAGUAACAGAGGUAUUAAAUAUAUAUUUACCUACUAUGAACUAAUACUAAUAAUAAUUAUUGAAAUAUGUGUUUUGAAAAGAAAUUUAUUUUGUAAAUACGUAGAUUGCUAUGUUGUCGCUGUAUUAUCUAGGUUAUAGUACAAGCGUAAACAUUAAUAUCGUUUAAAGUUUAAUUUAGUGGAUUAAGGGUUAAUAAUUGACCAAAAAAAUAAUUCACUUAUUACCUAUGUUAUGUUUAAUGAUAUUUAUUAUAGGUACUUAACAAUAAUUAUAAAUGAUAAAUGGACAAUCCGUUAUACUGUUUUAGUGCAUAUAUGGGUGCGAUUGUAAAACUAAUAUUAUCUAUCUACUAUAUUUUGUACAGACCAAAAAUUAUAUUUUAAUUAUUAAUUUACUAUUAUAAUAUACAUAUACGGGUACAUUUAAUGGACGUGUAUGGAUAAUAAUAUAGAAGGCCAGUAUAAGGACACGCCAAGACGAGGCUGUGUGAGGUUAAAACUGGCGAAAAUAAAUAUUUUCAGAUGCUGUGGUACAAACGACGCCAGCAGAUCAAGUAGCAACUAUUAAUAACGCUUAUAACACUCAGCUGACAGAAACAGUAGCGUCAGUAACAGAAACUGUUAGCUUAGAUCGGAAUCAAGACAAUACCGAUGUGGAUACUAAGGGGUUACCAUUGACGACAACAUUAACCCCCGACGAGGUCGUUACUGUCACCCAUCGUUAUAGCCCAGGUUCGCGACGGACAUAUGCUAAUAUAAGCUAACAAUACUGACAUUUUACAGCUUUUUAAUCACAUUUCUGAAAAUGUUGCUUCAUUUUUCUAGCUUUUUAACUUGCUAAAGUUAACAACUUAUUGAAUAUGUCUUAUAUUAACAUAAGUUUUGUGUUUCAAGUUACUUGAAAAUCUUUACAUAUAAAAAUGCUGUAGAUAGGUACUUAAUUGUAACUAUACACUAUACCUAUUGAAUAAUAUCAAAAUAAAAAUUUAAUUAUGACUAAAUAAACUAAUAAUAUCAUACAGUUUUCAACAGUGUUUCCCAACUUAUUUUACUUACGGAACCUUUUCAGGAACUUGAAUAUUUGGCGGGACCCUCAUUUUUUUUCAUAACCACAUAACGCAGACAUAUUUUUUAGAUACUCAAAUGAGUGGGUAAUUCGAGACGUCUGGAAAAAUGGAAUACAUUUUCAUAGCAUUUUAUAGAACUUCUCAAUUUUAAUUAUAAGAAAUAAUCAAAUUAAAAUAUUGUUUACUAAUAUAUUUUUGCCAAAAUUCCUCACAUCACCUUUGGCGCUGGUUCAAGGAACCACUGGGUUCCGUGGAACAUCAGUUGGGAAACACUGGUAUACAAUAUGCAUGGUUUAAUAUUACAUUUAAAAUACGUAAUAAUUAUUUAAUUUUUAGAUGAAAAAACAAUUGGUUGAAUAAUUAUGAAAUUAUACAUUAAAUAUUUAUACACCAUGUUCGAUGGAAUUUUCUAGACCUGUUAACAUUCAAUUUUAAACUCGAAUCGUAGCGAGGAAUAUUGGUUGUAUAAUGAUGUUUAUUAUUUUAUCUGUGAACAACUUUUAGCCAGAAAUCUUGCUCUGAUUUUCAAGUGUAGUACCUUUUCUGAAAGGAAAUUUCAUCUGGGUGAUAUAUUAGACAAACGAUUUUCAUAAUAAUUGGGAAAAAUGUAAAAAAAAACUAGAAAAUUUAAGAACAAAGAACAUAUAAAAUAAACUUCGCUUUUGUUAACAAUGGUUUAUCAUUACGAACACAUAUAAAUUAAAUUCCCCUCUAUAUUCUAAUUUCCCAAUUUUUCAUCUACAACAGUGGCUCACCCACUAUGCGAAAUAUAUCUGUCUAUCUUUAGAUUUGUUUUUCUUUCAGGGGAUAUCUAUUUAGAGAAAAAUUAGAUUUAUGUUUUUAUUUAAAUGGCUUACAAUGGUAUACAACAUGUUGUAAGGUGAUUAAAUUAAAAGUUUUUUUUUUUUUGAAAGAAACUAAAUUAGGGGAUGAAAAUAAAAUUUUAGUUUUUCCAUAAACAUAUGUCUUGUUUAAAGAAAACCAGAUUGAAAAAAAAAAUGAAUUUUAGUAGUUUAAGAAAAUCCGUUGUACACCCUAUAUGCUGAUAAAUUCUUUAGAUAUUUUUUUAGAAAAUGUAUAUAAUAAUUAAAAUAUAUCUAUUCUCUACAUAAUACUUCAUGAUAAUUUAUUUUCCAAUUUUUAUUUAAACUUUAAUUAUUAUUAUACAUUAGUUCGAGUCUGUGCUAGAAAAAUUAAUAAUGGAAUCAAUUAUUUUGUGUAAGAUAAUGGGAGAAUUUGAGAGAAACAAUAAUAAUGUUAAGAUAGAUGUUCAGGGAACUUGGUACCUAUGUUGAGAGAAGAACAAUAAUAAGAUAGUCAUAAAGAUAAUUGAGUUAAGUGUAGAGGGCAACUGCUGGAGAAGAAGUAGACUAAAAAUUUAGCUAAGUAUUAAUAAAAGAGAUAUGACAACAUGUGAAGUGGAGAGUAGAUGGAUAAAUGGUAAUGGAUAGGGAAAUAUGAAAACGAAAAUAAAAGUAGUUCUAGAAGAGUAUGUAGAAUAUUUACAUUUACCAAGGAAUUAUAGGCAUUAUCCAUUAAUAUUUCAAUCUGCUAAAUAAAAUAUUUAAAAAGAGUUAUUAGUAACCGGUAACAAGUAGGUUAUUACCUACUUUAUAUUGGAGAACACUAAUAUUUACAUUAUUUAGAACAAAACAAAUAUUAACUUUAAUAAUAAUAUCAUUUCUUUUUUAGUUUAUUUUUUGUAUAGAUACAUUUUACAUUAUAAAUGAAAUUAGUUUUUUAUCAUUUAAAAUACCAUUUAGCUUUUUAUAAUUUAUACAAUUAAGUUUAUAAAUUUAAAAAAAAAAUUGAGUUGGGAAUUAUUUCUUGUUUACAACUUUCAUUAACCAUCAUCAAUCAUUAAAAUUAAGAGAGUGUCACUUUAUAACUUUUUGUUUUAAUUUUUACAAGUUUAAUAUAAUAAGUCAGAUUUGUUUUAUUAUAUAAGAUUAUAAUUACAAUAGGUUUUGAAGUAAUGUUACAGAUUAUAAUAUUAAUAUAAUAUAGGCACCUACAAAAUAAUUAUACAUAAAUCCAUAAUUUCCAUAUUCAAUUUUUGUAUAUGAAUAAUAACUAAUAAGACAAAAAAUUAAUUUAAAUGUCACUGUUUUGAUUUUAUGAAACAAAAUGUUUUGUUUAAUGUGUUAAAUAUACAAGAUAAUAUAAUGAUUGCAAUAAUGAAUAUGUUAAUGUGACAUCCUCUUAAUAAUAACAUACAUUUGAUAUAUCUUUUAUCAAAUUCGGGUAGGUAAUUCGCAUAUUACAGCAUCAUUUUUUUUAUAAAAAUAUUUGAAUUUGUUAGGAUCAACUGACAAAGGGGCAGUAGACUUGUACGCCAUUUUGCAGCAAACUCGUAGCGAAGAAACAGGAAACACUAUAUCGUCAUCAAGUGAACAUUCUACUAGAUUUGAAGACAGUGAAACACAAUUCCCAACUACUUUACGGCUAGCUCCGACUACAACCACAACAACCACAACGACAACAACUACUACUCCGGCGCCAACAACGACCACGACCACUACUACAACCGCAGCACCAACACGUCAAUCACCUGGUUCUGGAUCAGUGCGUAAUCGUUAUCGAGGUAAUGCAGGAACCAGGAAUGCAUUGACAUCAUCAACUACUACUACAACUACUACUGAACUACCUGCAUUGUCUGAAGAAGUUACAGAAAAACGCAAAUUCAAACCUACUAGAGAACGAAACACUCAAGUAAUGUCGUCAUUUAUAUUAAUAAUUUUAAAUUGGUAGUAUUGAAAUGUUGUUACCUAACAGAUAUUUCAGUAAAUAUCUUAAAAUAUUGAAUAAUCAAUUACAUAUUAUUUUUUUGAAGUUUUAUAAAUAUUUUCUAAAAAUAGUAUUAUACAAAUUAAUAUUGUUACGCAGAACUAACAAUAUUAAACUGGUAAUACAUAUUAUAAGGUACCUAGCCUGAAAUUUUAAUUUAUAUACAUGAAAUUAUAAUGAUUUUAACUCUGUUUUAUUUUAUAUUAUAUAGGGAUCUGUCUAUAGCAAGAGAUAUCAAUCUUCUACAGCUGCUCUUGAAAAAGAAUCUUCAACCACUGAAAGCGAAGUAUCAACUAGAGCACAAAGUAAUUUAUUUACAUUUCACAUAGAACCAAAACUAAUAAUUAUUAAGUAUAUUUAUAGUUUAGGUCUGAUAGCAAUUAUUAUUGUGUUCAGAAAAUUAAUGUUUCAAAAUACUAUACUGUAGGUAAUUUAUAAAUUAUACAAUUAAUGAAGAAACAAAAAAAUAAUUGCCAUUCAAUUGUUUAAUUCCUUUAAAUAUUUAAUUUAUAAAAACUAUAAUAAUUUAAAAGUAAUUGAAAUAAUUUCACUUUGACAAUUCAGAAGGAAUAUAAUUAUUUUUGUAAAACAAUAUAAUCAAACAAUUAAAUUUAAAAUUGUAAAUUAUCAAUUACACUUAUAAUAUUUUAGAACCUUCAUUUGGUGGACGACAAAGAACACGUGCAAGCAAACCUGUAUCAAGCACAGUAUCAAUAGAUGAAAAUGUAGAAGUUACAUCAGCUGCACCGAAACCCAACUUUGCUGAAAGGUAUACAAAUUAAUAUAAUAUUAUAAGUACAUUUUUUAUUUUACUCAAAGUUAAGUCAGUAAUAUUAAGUUGAGAUUACAUACAUUAAAAUUUGAAGGUCUAAUUUGAGAAGACAAAAUAGUAGAAAUAAGUUCACAACUACUGGUUCUACAACAAUAACAACAACAACCUCUACAGCAGCACCACAUAUCACAGAAGAGGAAGAAAGUAAUGUUUCAGAACAUGAAGUUACAGAACCAACAUCUACAACUCCUAAAGCAGUUGGGUAUGUGUUGGAAUUUACAAAAAUUAAAUUAUUAUUAUUAAUGAUUUUAUUGAUAUAUUAUUUUAAAUUAUUAUAGAGGCAGACUGAGACCAAAUAUUAGACCAUUGAGACCUGGAUUAAGGUUAAACUUUGGAGGAAAAGGAUCAUCGACAACAGCUAUUCCAGUACCAACACCGACAACACAAGCAUCUGUUGCAGAAAGUUCUCCAGAUGAAGUAGAAGAAAAAGUUAGUGCCAACAAAUUAUUAUUUUUUAUAUAUUUUAUUAUCUUAUUAUAUUCAUCAGGAAGUGGUACAAGAGACUAGUCCAACACCAGCACCUGAUUCUCUUUCAAGGCUUAAGAACAAAUCUAGAUUCAGGAUACCAGAAAAACAAGCUUCAGCUGUACCAAAACAACAAACCCUAACACCUCCUGCAACUGGACAAAAUAGAAAGCAUUUAUUAUCAAAUUUGCUACCCAAAAAGAAGUCAAUUCAAACUGAAGAGCCACCAGUAGUCGAGGAAGUAAAACCAGUCUUAGAAAAUGAACAAGAAAAUGAUCAACCCCAAGAAGUGCAAAAUGAAGAAGACUUGGAUCGACAACAACCAUCUUCUACUGUAACAAGUACGACUGAGGCUCCAACAUCGUCUACAAACCGAUUAUCAUCUUUGUUAGCCAAAAGAAGGCCAUUGCAAAGAAGACCAGCUGAUCUAUCUAGCAAACAAUCAAAUCAAGAAGAAUAAUAAUCAAAAUUAUAUUUAAAAAUGAAUUGGAUAAAAUAUGUAUAUGAUCCAAACAGUAGGUAUACUAAUUUUUAACUAAUAAAUUUUAGUAUCCAAUUCAGCUAAUUAUUUUAAGUUAUAAUUUUGUUCCACUGAGUAUAUCAUUAUUAUAAAUUAAUUAAUUAUGUACUGUAAUUUAUAUUUUUUUAAGAAAAAAAAAAUAUUUUUUGUAAAAGACUCCGACCAAAACAAUUGUAUGUAACAUUUGAUAUUGUUCUACAUACUAAUGGUUGGUAAAAUAUAAUUAUCAUAAAUUGGUAGUGACUACUUAUUUAUAUAAAUGAAAAAAAAAAAAAAUGAAAAAAAUAUUGUUGAACAAAUUAAUUACAAUCAAUUAUCCAGUUGUUAUAACACAUUUAUCAACCUUUCAUUGAAUGUAAUAAUCUUAUAUCAAACCAUCAUAUUUUGUCAUUAAUAUAAGAAUAUUACUUGUCUGAUAAAUUUAUUCUGUGUUGUGUCUAUUUAAUAAUAAAAAUGUAUGUAAAUAUAUAAUAGGUAUAUUAUUUUUAAAAUCAUAAAAUAUAAAUUGUUAAAGUAAAACAAUGACAUGCCCUAAGUUCAAUCAUACUUUAUUCUCACAUUAGAAAUUUAAAACAAUAUAUACA
Cinara cedri is the source of this 34254-nucleotide messenger RNA. Lineage: Eukaryota; Metazoa; Arthropoda; Insecta; Hemiptera; Aphididae. The record is from the annotation of a GenBank genome assembly.